Molecule: messenger RNA, 1887 nt
Organism: Oryza sativa Japonica Group (Japanese rice)
Lineage: Eukaryota; Viridiplantae; Streptophyta; Magnoliopsida; Poales; Poaceae
Source: RefSeq, a predicted model, not a curated record
AUGAAGAAUUUGGUGGAACUAUAUUAUGAGAGGGAAAUCCAGCUGUUUGUCCUCGUCAGCUUCGCACUCCAAGUGUUCCUCUUUUUCACUGGCAGCCUUCGGCGGCGCAGCACCAACAUAUUCCUCAGUGUUUCUAUUUGGACAGCUUAUUUAGGAGCAGAUUGGGUAGCAGUUUAUGCUCUUGGCAACCUCUCAGGAGUACAGGAGAGCAUCAUAUCAAGGAGAAGUCAGCUGCCACUGUCUUUUUUUUGGGCACCGUUUUUCCUCAUCCAUCUCGGUGGUCAGGACACAAUCACUGCUUUUGCCAUGGAGGACAAUGACUUGUGGCUGAGGCAUUUCUUGAAUUUGGUCGUGCAAGUAGUCCUCGCCGUGUACGUUUUCUGGAAGUCAGCUAGAAGGCAGAGUGCGGAGCUUAUAGUUUCGGGUGUGUUCGUGUUCAUCGUUGGAGUUAUCAAGUAUGGAGAAAGGACAUGGUCACUCAAGUGUGGGAGCUCAAAAAGCCUUGAGAGCUCACCUGGGCAUCACUACAAGCAACGGUUUCCGGAACUAAGAGACUCUGAUUGCGACUAUCGAAAUAUGGUUUCCAAUGCUCUAUGUUCAAUGUUCAAUGUCCUCAAUGUCUUUGCAGCGCGCAACUUGUUCGGUUAUAGCUUCCCAAGUGUUGGUCCAGAUGAUACUCAAGUCGACGCCAAAAAAAUGUUCAAGUUGGUGGAGCUUGAGCUCGCCAUGAUGUACGAUGACCUCUACACAAAGGCUCUUGUGCUGAGAACAAGGACAGGCAUUAUACUCCGAUGCAUCUCUCACGCAUGCUCCUUCGUUGCUUUUGCACUCUUCCUUGCGAGUGAUAAAGAUCGGUACAUUGGAGUUGAUAUUGCAAUUACGUAUUCACUGUUUAUCGGAGGCUUUUUCCUAGAUUUUUGUGCGAUGUUUAUUGUCAUAACAUCUCCAUGGACUUGGGUCUGGUUGAAGGCUGCACAGAAGAGAGACUGGCUAGCCAACUUGUCCUGGUUCCUCUUUUCCAGUGAUAUUGGGUGGCCCGAGAGAAGGCCACUGUGGUCUAGUUCCAUUGGACAGUACAGCUUACUCAGCUGGGACUCUGGAUCAGACCAACCAACAAGAUCAUGCAACCAGAAAGUGAUGGCUCUGGUGAGAAGAUCGGCGAGGUUAGUCGGCGUUGGAAAGAAAAAAUUGUUUUGGAUGAGCAAGCUGCUGGACACUAAGUUCCUAGAGGUAGAUGAGAAGACGAUGGAGUUUGUGGUGGAGGGGAUCAAUCGCAUCCGCGACGAAUUCUCCGAUGUCGCGUCCCGGGCAUGGCCAAAGCUUGGCCCAUUCCUCGAAACCAUAAGAGUUCAUUUCACCGCGGACUUUGGUGCUGCCAUUGUCGUGAUUCACUCAUUCACAGAGGAGUACCUGAUGAAUGCUGCUGCUGCAGCAGAAGAAGAAGAAGAAGAAGCAGGUCAGGGAGGAGAAGCAAAUGAUAUGAUGGAGGUGUGCCGGAAGCUGUCCAACUACAUGAUGUACCUCUUGGUGAACCACCCUUCCAUGCUGCCGCUCAACGUCAGCUCCGAGGCUACGCUGGCUGAGGCUGCGCAGCUGAUGAAGGUGGUGAGAGGGCGAGCACUGGAGGAGAUGGUGGAUCCAUGCGACGAAACGUUGAGGGAGAUGGUGGACAUGUGGACGAGGCUCCUCAUCUACACCGCCGGCAAGUCCCGGGGGCCGAUGCACGCGGCGGAGCUGGCCUGUGGAGGGGAGCUCAUCACCUUCGUCUGGCUGCUCAUGGUCAAGGCCGGCCUCGGGGAUUCCGAGGCGAAAAGGAUCCUCAUUGCAAAUUCUGCUUGCGCCGACACUAAUACGAAGGAAGCCUAUGCCUUUUAUUUCGCUUCGUGA